Polyodon spathula (Mississippi paddlefish) is the source of this 1138-nucleotide messenger RNA. RefSeq names its product probable G-protein coupled receptor 88. Gene Ontology annotation, cellular component: membrane. The record is from RefSeq and is a predicted model, not a curated record. The coding region runs from base 98 to 1132 and encodes 344 amino acids. NCBI's taxonomy places the organism in Eukaryota, Metazoa, Chordata, Actinopteri, Acipenseriformes, Polyodontidae. The transcript has a single exon. Gene Ontology annotation, molecular function: G protein-coupled receptor activity. Gene Ontology annotation, biological process: G protein-coupled receptor signaling pathway.
UGCGGUCUGCAGCAUCACAUCUAUGCAUCAUAGCGUUUAAUGACUUUUCCCUUCAAACAUGAGGAAGCCAUAAAGGUUUAGAAAAGUGAUCUGCAAUAUGAAAAACACAUCGAACCACCACCUGCAUCUAUGUGAGGAGACGACCAGUGUCAAAAUUCCCCAGGCAGUUGCCUAUUCAUUGAUGUUUUUAUCUGGGACCGUUACUAACCUAUUUGUCAUAUACUUGGUUGUUUCGUUCAAAAAACUGAGAACAACGAGCAAUGCUUUCAUCGUCAACGGGUGUGUGGCAGACCUGCUGGUGUGCGCUUUUUGGAUGCCCCAUGAAUUAAUUUUGAUGUCAACAAACUCAUCCCUGAUAAUGGGAUACCACGUAUUUAAAGACUCGCUCCUGUUCCUUGGUAUUACAGUGUCUCUGCUUUCCCAUUCUUUAAUCGCCGUGAACCGGUAUGUUUUGAUAACCAAAGUGCCCGCCACCUAUUUGUCUGUCUACCAGAGAAGAAAUACAGAAUGGAUGAUUGCAAUUUCAUGGCUGAUGUCCUUGGUUUUCGUCUUACCUUGGCUGACAGCUCAAAGACACCCAGCAGACGGAUGCACCCUGCACAGAUUCGCGACGCUGACUGCGUUUUCCAAGCAGAGGUCCGUGCUGGCUAAUUCUUACACUUCUGGGUUCUCGGCAGUGACUAUACUGAUUCAGACUGCUAUCAUUCUUUACUGCUAUUUUAAAAUCUUUCGAAAAGUGCAGAUUAGUGUGAAAAGGAUUAGUGUUUUAAAUUUUCAAAUUGUAAACAACUUGCCCUACUCGUUUCCAAGGAAAGACAAACGUCUUGGCGUCUAUGUGUUAUCAGUGUGCUGCAUUUUUCUUCUGACAACAGAACCAAUGUUUUGGGUUUUGUUUCUCGGUCUGUUCAGAUCGGUUCCAAAAGGAGUUCAGACUGUUUCGUGGAUAGUUUUUUCCUCGCUUUUUGUUCUGAACCCUUUCAUUUACACCUGGAAGAACGAGGAGUUCAGAAAGUCGUUCAGGUCGGUCAUGAAGGGGGAGUUGUGGAGAGGACCCACAGUCGGUGUGGAGCCGGUUAUACAAACUAUUUCGCAACAAACCAGCAGACGGGCCUUCUCACCAGAAAUACAUUAAUACUCU